CUCCCCAUCUCCGGCAGAGGGAAAGCGGGGCGGGGCCGUGAGUCAGGCCCGAGGACAAAGAAAGGGCGGGCGCGGCUCUCGGAAUUCCCGGGGCGGGCAGGCCCGCGCCGCUCCCGGGCCCCCGGCCACACCCACGCCCGCCACCAUGGAGUUCGACCUGGCGGCAGCCGUGGAGCCCUCCUCUGAGAAGCAUCCGGAAGCAGGCCAGGUGGGCGACCCCAAGCAGAGCCCCCCGAAAAUUCAGGGCCCGUCCGCGGCAGGGGCCGCUGGUAGCCCGAGGCACGGCCACCAUGGCUCCUCGGACUCGACCAGCAGCAGCAGCAACUCCAGCGACUCGGACCCGGAGGCCAAGCACGAAGGCACGGCGGGCAAGGUCAAGAAGCCCAAGGUGAAGAAGAAGAAGAAGGAGAAAGGGAAGAAGAAGGAGGCUCCCCACUGACGGGCGGGGCGGGGCGGGGCUCGGCUCAAUAAACUUCUCUGGCCCUCC
Molecule: messenger RNA, 487 nt
Organism: Equus caballus (horse)
Lineage: Eukaryota; Metazoa; Chordata; Mammalia; Perissodactyla; Equidae
Gene: C10H19orf33
Product: chromosome 10 C19orf33 homolog
Cellular component (GO): nucleus
Source: RefSeq, a predicted model, not a curated record